UUGUUGAGAAUUCGAGACAUUCAGAUCCUUCUAUACGUCUUCGAGAAUUCAUUAUGAAAUAUUCAAAGGCAAUUGCGAUACUUGACUGUUCUGACGUUAUGAAUCCGUCGAAGGGUGCAGAUCACUUAAUGGAAUUUUCUAAAAAAUUAGGAGAUGCUUUAAGUGGUAUCGGAUUUGCAUACUUAAUAAAUACUGGUGUUGAUCUGCGGAAGAUCGAUAGAGUGUACGAAGUAUCCAGAGAGUUUUUCGACAAGCCUGCAGAGAUAAAAAAUAAAAUGCGAAAACCACCAAGAGCCGCAUCAUUUCAUGGAUACGCCGGUCCCGGUGAUGAAUUACUCAACGAAUCCAGCCCGAACGCAACGGAAUUGAGAGAAUUUUUCGAUGUCACCGGACACAUUGAAAGCAAUGACGACAAGUACUUUCCCCAAGAAGUGCCCGGUUUCAAAAGUGCUUUCGACGAGGCACGAAAAGAGUGUUUGAAACUUACCGAGACAGUUUUGCGAUCUAUUGCCAUUUAUUUAGGCCUAGAAGUCGAUGAACUGUUGAAGAGACACACUCAUUUGUAUGAUAGAUCAGUGCCGACUCAAACAGUUAUGCGAAGCUCCAUGUAUUCACCGUUGAAAGACAACGACGUAGUUAAAGGUGCUAUUCGGUGCGGUGAACACUGCGAUUGGCACACAAUUACUCUUCUGUUUCAAGAUAUGGUUGGCGGUCUCGAGGUAAGAGACACAAACGCUGAAUGGAUCGCAGCCACUCCAAUAAAAGAUGCGAUUUUGUUAAACAGUGGCCAAUUAUUGGAAAUCUAUUCGGGAGGAAAACUACCAGCUACGCCACAUCGUAUCCGCAUAUUGAAUGAUCAUCGACUUCAUAUUCAUCCAAGGCAAAGUCUUGUAUACUGUCCGUCACCGGACGGAUUCGACGAUGUUGAACCGUUGGUGCCCAUUUUAAAAGAGCUGGGAAACCGAACUCGUUCGAUCUACGGGCCGCCUACUUACGACAAGGUGAAUGCCUAUGAAUGGGUCCGCAAUAGACAUGCUGCAGCGGCCAGUUACUGAUGGUAUGCGUCUUUACGUUAUUACUUAAUUAGUUUGGCGGUCGGUUAACGAGUACCGCAAAGAUUUUCGUGUUGGGAAAAUUAAAUAUUUUUGACUUUACUUUG
Bradysia coprophila is the source of this 1159-nucleotide messenger RNA. RefSeq names its product 2-oxoglutarate-Fe(II) type oxidoreductase ppzD-like. The record is from RefSeq and is a predicted model, not a curated record. NCBI's taxonomy places the organism in Eukaryota, Metazoa, Arthropoda, Insecta, Diptera, Sciaridae.